Molecule: messenger RNA, 3925 nt
Organism: Topomyia yanbarensis
Lineage: Eukaryota; Metazoa; Arthropoda; Insecta; Diptera; Culicidae
Product: enolase-phosphatase E1-like
Exons: 7
Coding region: 282-3326 (1014 amino acids)
Molecular function (GO): acireductone synthase activity; magnesium ion binding
Source: RefSeq, a predicted model, not a curated record
UUGCGCGGCGUUCAGUCUGUAGAAAGCCAUCGGCCGGUUUAGCGUCUAGUCCUCGCAAGUUUCGUUUCGCUCGUAAUUUUUCUCUGACUCGUGGUGUUAGUGCACAAAAGUUAGCCUUGUUUCUUGCAAAAAAGAGGUGCAAAGCUUCCUCUCGAAAAAUUUGCAAUACUAUAAUAGCUAGUUAUUUCCUAGCAGUGAAAUUUCGCCUCGACCGGUGUGGUUUUGUGCCUGCAAAGUUUCAGUGAGUUAAAAAGCAGCUAACUGUGAAAGGUGAAAAAAAGAUGGCAGCCGUUAGUUUCGAUGAGAAAGUACUUGCCGCAAAGUCGAUCAUUUGCGACAUCGAAGGUACUACAUCUUCCGUCAGCUUCGUAAAGGACGUACUGUAUCCCUACGUGCUGAAAAAUGUGGAAGAAUACCUUAAGACGCACUGGACCGACGAUGCGACCAAAACGGUCGUCGCUGCGCUGCGCGAACAAGCGGAAGAGGAUAAGAAGGCCGAGGUCGAAGGUGCUGUGACUAUUCCUGCUGAGGACUCCGAAGACGCUAUCGCCGAUGUGGUAAAGAAUGUCGAAUGGCAAAUGUCUCUGGAUCGUAAGACCGGUGCCCUGAAAACCCUGCAGGGUCUGGUUUGGGCUCAGGGCUACAAAGAAGGCGCCAUCAAGGGACAUGUUUACGACGACGUCUCGAAAGCUUUUGAACAGUGGACGCAAGCGGGUCGCAAAAUCUACAUUUACUCUAGUGGAAGUAUCGACGCUCAAAAGAUGCUGUUUGAGAACAGCGAACAAGGAGAUCUGGUAAAGUAUUUGGCCGGUCAUUAUGACACAAAGAUUGGCGCCAAGCAAGAGAAGGACAGCUAUGAGGCCAUUCUUAAGAACAUUGAGGUCACAGCUGAGGAGGCCCUCUUUCUGACCGACGUGAUUGCCGAGGCUAAAGCGGCUAAGGAAGCAGGCUUGAACGUCGUGGUCCUAGACAGACCCGGCAAUGCUGAACUGUCCGAUGAGGAACGCAAAGAAUUCACCGUAAUCUCGUCAUUCGCCGACAUCCCUAUUGAGUCGGCUGAAGAAGAAUCCACUAACGGCAAUAGCAAGCGCAAAAUUGAUGAAGCUGCCCAAGACGACGAAGCUCAGCAACCCCCCUCCAAAGUCGUCAAGGUCACAGAUGCCACACCCGGUGUGGAGAACGGUAUCGUCAAAUUGAACGGCAAAGACAGCGAAGGUUCCACGGAGCAGAUGGAGGUCGAUGCUGAAAUGACUGAUGUUAGCGCAAAGGAGGAAGAGUCUGCUAAACCAACCGAAGCAACCAAUAAGACUGAGACUAAAGCGGAAGAAUCUCCAAAGGAGGAAAACAUUGAAGUCAGUAAAACUGAUGAUACACAGGAAACGGACGCCAAGCGAGAAGAUAGUGUUAUAACCAAGGAAACGGAAACAGAGGAAAAGAAAUCAGAAACAGAGGAAAAGAAAUCAGAAACAGAGGAAAAGAAAUCAGAAACAGAGGAAAACAUGUCAGAAACAGAAGAAAAUAAGACAGAAACAGAGAAAAAGGAAACGAACACAGAAAACAAGAAACAUGAAAUGGAAAAGAGUGAAGAUAGCGCAAGUGCUGAAAUUGCACCGCCAGCUAAGAAGGCAAAAGUGGAAGAGGAAACGAUGGAUGUUGAUCAGGAAGAUGUUGCUGUCGCUAGUGUGGCCAAGGAGCAAAAUAUUGUAGAAAAGGAAGAGAAAGAAGUUGCUGACACAACUACUGCCAAACCAGCGGCGGAAGAAGCCGUUACCGAAACUACCUCGACGAAACCCGCACCAGUGGAGGAGAAGAAAUCCGAAUCUAGUAACGAUUCAACUGAACCACAGCCAACAAUUGCUGACAAAAAGGAAGAAAUACCCACAGUUACGGCUACCGAAACGGAAAAACCUGCAGAGCAAGCUACACCAGCAACAGCUAUUACUGAAAUUGCCAAGGUAGAAGUGGUGCCCAAACCAGUCCUAGUCGACAAGGAAGCUUCGAAAGUUGACGCGGAAGUUAUUUCAGAGUCAAUGGAAAUGGAUUCGGUUGCUCAGUUGGAUGUGGUCCCAAAGGCUACCGUUGAGCAAAACGAGGAAGACACUACAGCAGCAGGUGAAACCGCAAAAGAAGCUGAAGUAGAUACAGUUGCUGCUACGAAAACAGAGACAGUUGAGGAUUCUACUGAGACGAAAGAAGAACCUAAAGCUGUCGAUGAACCUAUGGAAGAGCUAAAGACAACGGAAGAUACUAAAUCGACCGAAGAUAUAGACAAAAAAUCUCAACCGGUUGAGGAAACAAAAUCUGCCGAAGAAUCGACUGUGGCGAUUGUGGAAAAAACAGCUGAUUCAGAAGUUGUGGAUGAAAAGACCAAAUCCGAACCGGUGGUUACGCCAACCGAAGAAGCAAUGGCCGUGGACGAGGAGAAACCGGUGGACAAGAAAGAUACUGUUGUUGAGCCAGAAAACGAUGAUGAAAAAUCCGAAAAAGCAUCGGAAGGGGUUCCAGAGAGUAAGGGUGUAGAAGCGACCACGGCUGGACCGGUUGAUGAAGUCGCAAACGAAGCAACAGAUGAAAAAAUGGAAACCGAUUCAUCUCCAUCCACCACGACGGAGAAAGCUCAAGCAGUAGACAAAAUGGAAGAAUCAUCUGCUUUAGAAGUAACUGAAGCUACAAAACAGGUCGAGUCCAAAUCGGAAGAGCCAGCAGCCAUGGCCAUUGAAGAACCCAAAUCGUCAGAAACAGCAGCAGUGAUUGCGGAAAAACCAGCAGCAGUUGUAGUGGAAGAACCAUCGACAGUGGAUGCGGAAGAACCUAAAUCAACCGAACCAGCAAUCGUACCCGCGGAAGAACCACCAGCAGAAACCACGAAAGAAUCAUCACCAGUAGCCACGGAAGAGCCGGAAUCGAUAGAACCAGCAGCAGACGCAGAAGAACAGAAGUCUGAAAAAGAAGAAGUCUCCACCAUCACAGCCGAAAAUGGAACACAUCAACAAAAUGGAAUUUCUAAGUCAGUCAAUGGAAAGGAACCGGCGCGAGUUCCAGAGAAUGGAGAAGCCGAUCCAAAAGUGAGCACUAAUGGGGCGAGCGGAGAUCAUGACGAAAAAGGCGACAGUGACAAAGAGAACGACACAUCAUCGACGAAUGUGGAAGAAGCCGACGGGGCAGUAACCAACAGCAACGAAAAUGGUACAACUACUAACAGCAGCCCUAGCACUACCAGCGCCACCACCACCUCCUCAGCUGACCUAGUGACCGAGAUCAAGUCCAAAAAAGUGAUCGAUGUAAGUGCUAGCACUCCUACUCCACCGGUCGAGGCGGAAUCGUAAAUUGACCCUAGCGUUAUAAACAAAAUAACUCCGUUGAUAAGUAGAUAAAAAGAGCUGUCGCGAGCGUAUUUCGAUACUUCUUUGAGAGUAAGGAAAACAGAGUAAUAUUGCAAACUUUGUAUGCUUAAGAAGGAAAGUACAUAUUAAUUACAUUUUUAUAUGAAUAUUUAUACGAUAGACGACAGGCAAGAAUACUAACCCUUUUCUCAGAAAUCUUAGAGACUAUACUUUUCUUUUUUUUUUCUUCUGUUAGAUACAACGCUCUUGCAUAAAACUGAAUUACUGAUCUUAAAAUCAUACGACCACGCGGAAUCUUUUGAAAAAUAGAAACAAGAGAGAGCAGGAGAGACGGGUUUAUACUCAAUUGACGUUGUCUCAAUUAUAGCAAAAAGGACAACAAUUCACAUUUGUACAUGAGCAGAACACAAUAUUCUUUAGUUUUUUUAGAAAAGGAAAAAUCUCUACAGAAACAGCUGUAAACGUUAGCAACUAGACACCAAUCAAAUAACACUGACGUAAGGAUACAGGAUUUUAAUGACUUAAUUUGUGAUGUCGUUUAUUUAUAGCAGUUUUCUCGUAAUAGAUCUUUACCAAUACUA